AUGGCUCUGGGUAUGACUGCAGUAAAUUUGUUUGCUUACGUUCGCUGUCGCGUCAGUGGAACUUUCGGUGGGGGUGCCACUCCUUCCAAUAUCCUUGCCGGGUUUCAAGCCAAAAUGGCUCGACAAAUGGUCUCCGACUGGAUCUCGUCUGUGACGCAGAGUGUUUCUUCUAAACCGGCCGGUAGUCUGUCUUCCGGACCGGCCACCAUUGAGGCCUAA
Messenger RNA from Echinostoma caproni, 219 nucleotides. NCBI's taxonomy places the organism in Eukaryota, Metazoa, Platyhelminthes, Trematoda, Plagiorchiida, Echinostomatidae. The record is from the annotation of a GenBank genome assembly.